GUGCACGAGCGGAGAGGCGCGCGGGGGACCGUGCUCCUUUCUCUCUGAGGCGGCAGCGGCGGCGGCAGAAGCAAGGAUGGAGGGGUCCAGGAGGAGGAUCCGAAAUCUGGAGCCAGCGAGGCCUCUACGCCGUUUGAACGUUAACCAAGAGCCACACAGAGAUGAUGUGACUGACCCUCUGGAGAAGACAGCUGAGAAACCAGAAAACACAAUCAGUGUGGAACAAAUCUAUGAAAUUCUCAGCCUGCACCGGCAGAGUCAAGCACCCGCCAAGACAGAAAGAAUAUCAUACAGCAGAGAUUUCCUGAUCAGGUUGGCAAGCUCACCAAUGGCGAAGAAGAAGCCAGACUUUCUGCCAGAGCACCCUGUUGUUCUGGAGAAGGCGAGGGACCAAGAUGUGCACAAGUUGUUUGUGAACAAUUUCAACAAUAAACUGGACAUGAUUGCCUGAGUGAGGAUUCCCCUCAGAGCUGACGGUUCAUCUGAAUGUUCCAUCAUUAGUACAAAAUACGAAACAGACGAUGGAAACGAUGAGACUUCCUCCUUCAGACUGCUAUUAUGACAGAAUCUUGUUAGAGUAGCGUGUGUCGUGUAUUUGUAUAUAUUUGUGGGAAUGUUUUAAUCUCAGUGUGCUGACAGGGCUUUUGGAUAAGCAGUGUUGUGGAUGCCCUCUUAAGACCGGCAGUCGAUAAGAAGACGAAGUCAGACUCUUUGGCUCAGAAGAUGUAGAAGUAAUAGUUCGGUUUUUUGUCCUCACUUGACAUUUCGCCUUUUGACCACAUCCUGCAGCUUCCUGUGUAUUCCUUACGGUUUUCACUAACUGUCUUAUAAGCUACUAACCUGCACGAGGGUGUUUUAUUUUUUGUUUUGUUUUUAUUUCUUGUGUUGGAGUGGAAUAGUGAGAGUUUUGAGUUGAGGAUUUAACGUACCUGAACGUUGUGCUCUUUGUACUAGAAAAGGAUACACUAUGCAUUGCUUAUCAUCAGCUGAUAUUUCUGUUGAGGUUAAAGAAUUAGUUCACUGAAAAAUCAAAUUUUACCCCAAAUGUAGUUGAUCAGCCAAGACAUGUUUGGUGUCUGAAGUUUGCUUUUUUUAAUUUUAGCAGUAGAGCUACGAGGCUAAUGUAGCUAGCAAAUAGUGGUCAUACAUGUCACCCAUGUAGAGCCAGUGCUAAGACUGAAAAAGAAAACUUCAGACACAAAACGUGCUUAAGAAGGGGAAACUGGGGGAAUUUGAUUUCUAAGUUGGCUUGACAAAGCCACAUAAAUACCUACACAUGCGCACACGUGUAUUCACAACCCCCUGGGAUACCAGAGCAAUGACCAAGCAACACCUUAGCAACCACCUGAGAUACACUAGCAAGUGCCAAGCUACAGCUUAGCAACCACCUGAGAUACACUAGCAAGGGCCAAGCUACAGCUUAGCAACCACCUGGAAUGCAUUAGUAACGACCAAGCAACACCUUAGCAACCACCUGGGAUACACUAGCAAUGGGCUAGCAACAUGUUAACGACUACCUGGGAUAGCAACGGCCUACCAACACUUUAGCAACCACCUGGGAGACUAGCAGUGGCCUAGCAACAUGUUAUCAACUACCUGAGAUGUCCUAGUAGUGGCCUAGCAACACCUUAGCAACCAGCUGAGAUACCAUGGCAAUGGUCUAGCAACAUGUUAUCGACUACUUGUGAUACACUAGCAAUGGCCUAGCAACGCGUUAAUGACUACCUGAGAUAUCUUAGCAGUGGCUAAGCAACACCUUAACAACCAGCUAAGAUACCCUAGCAAUGGCCUAGUAACACGUUAUUGACUACCUGGGAUGCGCUAACAACGGCCUAGGAGCACACCAGUGACUACCUGGGAUACCCUAGCAAUGGGCUAGCAACACCUUAGCAACCACCUGGAAUGCAACAGCUUGGCAAUCAUUUGGAAUA
This is a messenger RNA of Colossoma macropomum (tambaqui), 1931 nucleotides long. RefSeq names its product granulito (gene gra). Gene Ontology annotation, cellular component: cytoplasm. The transcript has 7 exons. Bases 77 to 451 code for a protein of 124 amino acids. Gene Ontology annotation, biological process: negative regulation of translational initiation. Gene Ontology annotation, molecular function: eukaryotic initiation factor 4E binding. NCBI's taxonomy places the organism in Eukaryota, Metazoa, Chordata, Actinopteri, Characiformes, Serrasalmidae. The record is from RefSeq and is a predicted model, not a curated record.